Serendipita indica DSM 11827 is the source of this 1746-nucleotide messenger RNA. The record is from the annotation of a GenBank genome assembly. NCBI's taxonomy places the organism in Eukaryota, Fungi, Basidiomycota, Agaricomycetes, Sebacinales, Serendipitaceae.
AUGGCCGAGAUGUUCAACAGUGUUACAGCGCCUAUUCGUCGCAUUAUCAGUCGUGGACUGUCGUUUCCAACGCUCAGUCGGUUUACCAGUUUCAACAGUUCCAACACCGACCAGAGCCCAUUGCCUUCUGCUGGCAAACGCCAGCGUGAAGAGAGCGAAGAUGAGGCUGAGGGACCCUCAAAACGCGUCAAAAUGGACGUCGACAGCUCCUUGUCGCCUGCCAAAGCCCCCAACGGCGAGCACGCAGCGGGCGAGGUGGCAGCCGUCGAGGCGAUCCGUCCAGGCGUAGAGGCGCUCUCUCUCGUCGGAGCGACACCUCCACCGAAUGGGACAGCAUCUGUCCAGUCGAGCCCCGAGUCGUCGCGCCGGACAAAGUACCAGCGCGGUUUACGAGGGACGAGAAAAACUGGGACGAACGACCCGCCAACGCCCUCAAAGCCGCGAUUGGGUCCAAAGCGGCAAUGUGCCAUGCUAAUUGGAUUCUGUGGCACUGGAUAUAGCGGUAUGCAGAUCCAAAAGGAUGCCAAAACCAUCGAAGGCUCGCUGUUCAGCGCGCUUGUCAAGGUUGGAGCAGUCUCUGAAGAUAAUUCGGACGAUGCGACCAAAGUCAAUAUCCAGCGCGCCGCUCGCACGGAUGCUGGGGUGCACGCUGCUCGCAAUGUUGUAUCCAUCAAGAUUAUUAUGGAUGUACCAGGCGUCCCCAACCUUGUCGCUGCAAUCAAUAGUAACCUCCCAGAGGAGAUUCGUGUUUGGGAUAUUGUCCGCACACAAAACUCGUUCAAUUCUCGCACUCGCAAGUACACCUACUUCCUCCCCACAUAUAUGCUACUCCCCCCUGAGCCCACGUCCGUGACCGCGACGGCGCUUCGUGAAAGCUCUGGGGAGGCUUACGAUGUAGCCGAGCAUCCCUUUUGGAAGAGCGUCGCCAAUCAACCCAUCACCCCGGAAUCAACACUCUUUAUGCUGCGCAAGAAGUGGCGCAUAGAUGAGGAUACGCUGAACCGCUUCAAGGCGGCAUUGAAUACGUUCAUUGGUACUCAUAACUUCUGGAACUUUACCGUUGGACGAGAAUACAAGGAGGCUGCUGCAAAACGUCACAUCAAGACGAUCGAGGUGUCUGAACCCGCGAUUUACGGCGAAACAGAGUGGGUCAGUGUUCAGAUCCAUGGCCAGAGCUUCAUGUUGCACCAGCGCAAGAUGAUCGCUUUGGCCACCUUCCUUACACGCUCGCAAGGAGAUGCCUCCCUUGUGCAAAAUCUCUACACCUCUUCCCGCGCACGCAUUCCCAAGGCCCCAGCUUUGGGGCUGUUGCUGGAAGAGCCCGUCUUUGAAUCGUAUAACAAGAAGAUUGAAACGGCUAAUAGUAAAUGGAAAGACGCUGCCGCAUCUGGGAGCAAGGAGCCGGAUGAAGAUGGUGAACAUGCCGCCAACUUCAUCCGCGAACCGGUCGACUUUGGGAAGCACAGGGACGAAAUCGAAGAAUUCAAGAAGAAAUACAUUUACGCGGAGAUGCAGCGUACCGAGGAUGAACAAGGAGUCUUUGACUCUUGGCUUUCUUCCAUCGACAACCAUGAAGCUCGUUUGUACUAUGAGCUUCGAGGCCAGACGGUCCCAUCAGAGCUGAACGUGCCCACCAAGCCAGGCUCGACGAGAUCAGCUGCAAGCAAAUUUGACGACGGUGACGAGAGCGACGAUGCGUUGGGUAAUGGCAAGGUCAACUUGAGGAGCGUCGAGCUCGAAGGUUGA